This is a messenger RNA of Hippocampus comes (tiger tail seahorse), 611 nucleotides long. It is a transcript of the gene ttc32, whose product is annotated as tetratricopeptide repeat domain 32. NCBI's taxonomy places the organism in Eukaryota, Metazoa, Chordata, Actinopteri, Syngnathiformes, Syngnathidae. Gene Ontology annotation, molecular function: protein binding. The transcript has 3 exons. The record is from RefSeq and is a predicted model, not a curated record. Bases 40 to 450 code for a protein of 136 amino acids.
GGAACUGAACCCUAUUGGGUGACGUCACUUCUGGUCGUAAUGGAGGCCGAGUGUGUACAAAUAUUUCAAAAUGCUAACAUAGAAUUUGAAAAACAGAAUUUCAAAACGGCUGAAGAGCUUUACAACAAGUUCAUUUCGUCCUGCGCACAUUACAGGGAGGGUGAAGGCUCUCGUUUGGCGACUGCUUACAACAACCGCGGCCAAAUAAAAUACUUUCGGGUGGAUUUUGACGAAGCUGUCGAGGAUUACUCCUCGGCAAUAAAGGCUGACGGCAAGUUUGCAGUAGCGUUCUACAACAGAGGAUUAAUUCAUUAUAGACUGGGUUUUUUUGAGGAUGCCGUUAGGGAUUUCCAACAAGCUUUAAACCUCAAUGAAGCCUUUGCGGAUGCCAAAGUUGGUCUUCAACGGACUCUGCUGGACCAACAGGACAAGACGAACAGAGGCUAUUGAUGUCUGUGAACAUUUGUGUCCACCCUCUGUUGAACUUAUCAACAUAGUAUUGAAUUGUCAGUUGUUUUGCCUCCAUAAACACAUUUCUAUGGUUCACAAUGGUUGCACAUUUUUGAAACAUUAACCAUCAUACUGUAUGAAAUAAAUUUCAAGCAGUUUAA